Molecule: messenger RNA, 1173 nt
Organism: Cavia porcellus (domestic guinea pig)
Lineage: Eukaryota; Metazoa; Chordata; Mammalia; Rodentia; Caviidae
Product: tumor necrosis factor receptor superfamily member 26-like
Exons: 6
Coding region: 122-667 (181 amino acids)
Biological process (GO): necroptotic signaling pathway; immune response; extrinsic apoptotic signaling pathway in absence of ligand
Cellular component (GO): external side of plasma membrane; CD95 death-inducing signaling complex; membrane raft
Molecular function (GO): tumor necrosis factor receptor activity; protein binding
Source: RefSeq, a predicted model, not a curated record
GGACACUGCAGAAUUCUAAGCAGGUGCCUCCUCCAAGCCACUGACUUUUCAGCUGGGCUUGCUGCUGGUGCCUCCCCUGGGGUUACCUAAAUCAGGACAUUGGAGCUCCCUGGUCAGAACAAUGAUUAGACCUGGGCGACUGCUAAUCCUGGUGUUGGUGAUCGUGGCAACAAGUGCAACCACAUGUAAUCCAGGCGAGUGCUUGUCUGAUACUGGUCACUGCUGCCAGUGUUGCUCAGCUGGCGAGCAUGACACCAAACUCUGCCAGGAAAACCAUGGAGCUGCAGAGUGUGCAUCUUGUGAGUCUGGAAGAACCUUCAUGGCCCACCCCAACCUCCAGCCAUUAUGCUCUCCCUGCUCCGACUGCAGGAAGGAGGACCAGAAUCCAGUUUCAAACUGCUCCUUGACCUCUGACAGGGAGUGUCAAUGUGCAGAAAACUACUACUGCGACUCAGAAAAGUGUGUGGAACACUGCUUCCAGUGCAAGAGGUACAGCCAAGAAGGGGUUCUCCAACCGCCCCUCACUGCUUGCUUUUCUUUGGGUCACUCCAGCCUUAGUUUCCACAUCUGGAGUGUGAUGCUGGGAUCCCUGUCCUGGUGGAAUGCAAUGCCACAGCAAACACGGUCUGCGGGAUGGCUCAUUCAAAGAGCAGAAACUGGCCAAUGAUGAUUGUAUGCAUUCUACCUCUCCUGGUCUCAUCUGUUUUCUAAGAAAACAUGGAUUCUGAGAGCAUGUUGUUCUUCCAUAAAGAACUGUGGUUAGCAGCCCCUUGACAGAAGCAAGUGACAGCCCGAUGGCCACCAAAUCCCAAAGCCCUGAUUCACAGAGGGGCCAGCCACUUCCUUCUGGGAAGCUACGCUCAGCUUCUGCUUCACACACAGCUUCAUGAAUCACCCUGUCCAUAAACAUUUGUAGAAGUACUGACCCUGCCAAACAGUCCAGCAUCAUAGGUGUCUGAAAUCCUGGUGGAAGCCCACAUGCCUAUAAAUCCAGCAGCACUUGGACAGCAUCAAAGUAUACUCCCAGCACACGAUGCACCUGGGCCCUCUUGAACCAUGGCUGCAGUGGCCUGUGGAUGCCUUUCUGUUUUAUGAGAUCCCAGGCAAGCAAACUCCCCAUCCUCAAAAAGACUCUGCUCUGGAAAGUGUUUGAAAUAAAAUUGUAUUUCUAUA